CUUUCCAUCUGUGUACAUUCUAAGACAGUCAGAAUAAUUAUAUACCAAAUAUUCAUUACGAUUCACAUAAACUACACACCGCCAUGCGGGUCUCUUUUUCACCAACACCAGUUGAGCCAGCUACGACAAAGAAGGAGAUUUGGGCCUGGUACAGCUAUGCAUUCGCCAGUGAAGCGUAUGUGGUGGUCGCAUUGACAAGCUUUAUCCCCAUCACGUUGGAGGCUCUGGCUUCGGAGGAAGGCCAUCUUUAUGGAACCAAUGAGUCCUGUAUCGCCCACCCUAACAUGACAGACACAUCAUUCUUACCACCAUUUGAAACGCAAGUUAUGGAAACCCCGAGGUGCAUGAUAUCAUUUGGGCAUUUUGAAAUUGAUACCGCCUCCUUUGUCAUGUACUUGACAUCUCUGGCUGUGUUCCUGCAGGCUUUGACUGUUGUGUCAAUUAGCUCCAUGGCGGACUAUGGCUCUUACCGCAAGAAGCAGCUCGUCUUUUUUUCUGUUGUUGGUUCGACUGUGACUAUGCUCAUUGGCUCAAUGCCAUAUGCAUGGAUGGCAGGGACACUCAGUGUUAUCGCCAAUGUUUCGUUUGGUGCGGGAAUCGUGUGCUUCAAUGCUUAUUUGCCACUAUUGGUUAGAAACACGGAGCAUAUGCGAUCACAGAGGAGCCGGUUGGAGCAACUGGAGAAGGAAAUUGAGAUUGAGACAGGCGAUUCCUCAGAACAAGUAGCCGCUAUAGAACGAUCAGAACUAAGGAAUCAUAUGGGCGACUCAAACUUUCAAGGCCUGGACCCUGUGCAAGGCACAGAUGCUGUGAACGUUGCAUUACAUGAUGAAUCGCUUGGAGAGGAUACACACAUCGGGCACACAGGGGAACAAACAAUCGGACAAAAGAAAAAGAUGCUGCUCGAAAUGACUGAAGGACUGAAUAAGGACAAAGGCCACCUUUUGGGACAGAUUAGUGCUAAAGGCUUUGCCAGUGGGUACUUUGGAGGAAUUUUGUUGUUGCUUGUCUGUCUGUACAUCUCUUAUGUUGACAAAUCUUCAACUCGAUCACUCAAGGUUGGGAUUUUUCUGUCGGGACUUUGGUGGUUCGUCUUUGCAACUCUAGCAGGCAUUUGGCUAAAAAGAAGACCAGGACGUGAGCUCCAGCUCGACGAUCAUGGCCAUAAGCAUGGAUCCUUCUGGGUAGCAUCACAGUACGUUCUAUACUCCUGGCGCCGAGUCGGAGCAACAGUUGUACAGGCACGAAAACUACCCAGUACAUUUGCCUUCUUGGUGGCAUGGUUCUUUCUUUCUGAUGGGUAUACAAGCAUCUCUAAUGUCGCACUUUUAUUCGCAAAGACUUCGCUACGACUUCCUCAGACAUUGCUGAUCCUUCUUUCACUUGAGGUCCCCAUCUGUGCACUUGUGGGUACACUUGCAUUUCCGAAAAUUCAGCAUGCAUUGGAUUUCAAUCAAAAACAAAUGGUACUUUUACUUUUAAUUUUGCUAGUUAUGGUGCCAGUUUAUGGUACAUUGGGUCUCAUUCUGCCAUUCUGGCCACAUCUUUCAUCUGCAAAAGAGCUCUUUGCUCUAGCCGCCUAUUUCGGGUUUUUAAUCGGUGCAGUCCAAAGAAUAGAAGCAAACACGCCCUUUUCUUCUACUAGUUUCUGUCGAUCCAUGUUUGCGGACCUUGUCCCACGAGGCAGAGAGUCAGAGUUCUUUGGGCUUUAUGCGAUCACAGACAAAGGCAGUAGUUGGUUAGGACCAUUAGCUGUAGCGGCUAUCACAGAUGCAACGCAUGAGAUCCGACAUGCGUUUAUCUUUCUGCUAAUUUUGCUGAGCCUUCCUAUUCCAAUUAUUUAUUUUGGUGUGGAUAUGGAUCAAGGCCGACUGGAUGCUGAAAAAGCGUCACAGGAACUACAGGAGAGUGAAAUAGUCGGAGGAGAUCAUGGAGGCGAAGAGAGUGAAAGGCUUUUAUAUUCUAUUUCUUCGAUUUAAUAAUAAACUUUCGCUUUAAAAAUGCGGUCACGGGUCCCAGGCUCCGGUUGUAUGUUGAAUCUUCCUAGGGGAACCAAAGUUGGUGUGGAAUGAAUUGUUAAAUUCAAGGUAUAUUUUUAUAGGAAGCAUCAGAGGAAAGACGUAGCGAGGAAUGGAAAGAAAGGAGUGU
Molecule: messenger RNA, 2148 nt
Organism: Lobosporangium transversale
Lineage: Eukaryota; Fungi; Mortierellomycota; Mortierellomycetes; Mortierellales; Mortierellaceae
Product: autophagy-related protein 22-like protein
Exons: 4
Coding region: 84-1979 (631 amino acids)
Biological process (GO): amino acid transmembrane export from vacuole
Source: RefSeq, a predicted model, not a curated record